CUGGCCAGGGCCCUAAGAUUAAUGUAGCACACACACACUGACUCUUGGGGACCUGAGGAAUGUGAGAGUUCAGCCACCUUUCUUGUCACUAGACAGGCCCUCAGGUUACAUGGGGGGUGGGGAGGUAAAGGAUCGCCACCACCUCAGUAAUGCUGCGCAGAUGAAAGGGUCAUACACACAGAUAUGUGGAGUCAGGCAUUAGUGCCCAUGGCAGUAGCAGUGGUUUACUCUUCAGUAGCAGCGGGAGGAGGUGGUGUUGCUCAACCUGCAGCCCAAGUUCCAACAAGGUCUCCUAGAUGGGCAUCACAGAGGCCUGGUUUCCAGAAAAGCAAGGACCUCUUUGCUCAUAUAAUGGGAUGAAGUAAGGAAGAGAUGUGAAAAAGCCACACGGCAAGCUUGCACCCUACACUCAUAUCUGUUAUAGAAAGAGAUGGAAUAUUAUUUUCUUUGCCUUUCAUGUGUACAUAUGUGUUGUGUGUGUGGGUUACUUUCCUUGGGCGUGAUCCCUAGGACGCACUGGAGAGGAUGAGCUCCCAGAAGGUGAGGUGCCAGCCUCCCAGAGACCUCAGGGAUCACCAUGAUGAGCCCAGCUGUAGCCUGCCUUUGGAACAGCCGGGACACAUGCCUUUGAAAGAAGAAGCCCUGGAGUCUGCAGAGCAGUUUAGCCUGUUUCCUUUGGUACUUCCAGGCCUUAAAACCACAAAUUAUUGACUGGAAAAGGCGACAUCAUGUUCACAGCACCAGGCGUGGCCACCAUUAGGGAAAGACCUUAUUCCUGCAGCGAGUGUAGCAAGAGCUUUCGGUACAGCGCAGUGCUGCUGCGGCACGAACGUGCCCAUGGUGGUGACAAGCGUUUCCGCUGUCUAGAGUGUGGUGAACGCUGUGCUCGAGCCGCAGACCUUCGUGCACACAGGCAGACCCAUGCUGGCCAGACCCUCUAUAUCUGCAGUGAGUGUGGCCAGAGCUUCAGUCACAGCAGUCUGCUGGACCUGCACCUGGGGACGCACCGAAGGCGCAGCCCCAACUGCCCGUGCCGCCUCUGUGGUCGUCGCUUCCCUCAUGUCCCCGCGCUGCUGCUGCAUCGGGUUCGCCAGCACCCACCUGAGAAGCCCCACCGCUGCCCACUGUGUGCCCGCUCCUUUCGGCAGAGCGCCCUUCCCUUCCACCUGGCACGGGCGCACCCGCCAGAGACCGCCACUGCCACUGCUCCUUCCCCCAGCACGCUCUACCACUGUACACAGUGCCCCCGGGCCUUCCACAGCAGCGCUGGGCUGCGGAACCAUUCCCGUAUCCACGUGGUCCCCAGCCUCAGCGACCCUGGUGCUGAGGCCCACCAAUGUGGCGUGUGUGGUAAGAGCUUCAGCAAGAGUUCCACACUUACACGACAUCUCCAGAGGCACUCUGGGGAGAAGCCUUUCAAGUGCCCUGAGUGUGGCAAGGGCUUCUUGGAGAGUGCCACACUGGUGCGGCACCAGCGUACUCACACUGGGGAGAAGCCAUAUGCAUGUAGCGACUGUGGACGCUGCUUCAGCGAGAGCUCCACACUGCUGCGCCAUCAGCGCAGCCACCAGGGUGAACGGCCGCACAUAUGUGCUACUUGCGGCAAGGGCUUUGGACAGCGAUAUGACCUCGUAGUGCACCAGCGCAGCCACACAGGGGAGAGGCCUUUCCCAUGCCCGGAGUGUGGCCGGGGCUUCACAGACCGCUCGGACCUCACCAAACACCUGCGCACGCACACCGGGGAAAAGCCCUACCACUGUGAGCUGUGUGGCAAGCGAUUUACCUGCAUCUCCAACCUAAACGUGCAUUUGCGCAACCAUGCAGGCCAUAAACCACACAAGUGCCCAGAGUGUGGCAAAUCCUUCAGUGUUGCCUCCAAGCUUGCACUGCACAGAAAGACACACCUAGGUGAGCGGACAGCAGAGUGCACAGAGUGUGGCAAGUUCUUUAGCCACGGCCGGUCACUAUCCCAGCACCAGCGGUCCCAUAGACGUGCUCGGGCAGCUGCAGCAGCAGCCACUACUACUACCACUGUGGUCACUGAGGUGACAAUAGGUGCCCCCCUUGCCCUCACAGGGCCGAGGGAACAGGAGAAGCCAGGGCUCUUAGUGUCUCCAUUUCAGGAGACUUGCUAAGAGGAUUCCACG
Messenger RNA from Acomys russatus (golden spiny mouse), 2147 nucleotides. It is a transcript of the gene Znf672, whose product is annotated as zinc finger protein 672. The transcript has 3 exons. Bases 729 to 2135 code for a protein of 468 amino acids. The record is from RefSeq and is a predicted model, not a curated record. NCBI's taxonomy places the organism in Eukaryota, Metazoa, Chordata, Mammalia, Rodentia, Muridae. Gene Ontology annotation, molecular function: DNA-binding transcription factor activity; RNA polymerase II cis-regulatory region sequence-specific DNA binding. Gene Ontology annotation, biological process: regulation of transcription by RNA polymerase II.